Messenger RNA from Tripterygium wilfordii, 2009 nucleotides. Its product is annotated as WD repeat-containing protein 91-like. NCBI's taxonomy places the organism in Eukaryota, Viridiplantae, Streptophyta, Magnoliopsida, Celastrales, Celastraceae. The coding region runs from base 1315 to 1869 and encodes 184 amino acids. The transcript is spliced from 9 exons. Gene Ontology annotation, molecular function: protein binding. The record is from RefSeq and is a predicted model, not a curated record.
UCCGGGGCAGGCCGCUCAAGCACUCAUCGCCGCUCAGUCUCCACACGAUAUAGCUCGUGCAACAGGGGCUGCAUCAGUCACCGAUCGAGCCCCCAUGGGAGAUCGAGCGUCCAGGUCAAGCAUAGGACCGCUCGAGCGGCCACAGGAGAUCUAGCGGAUUAUAAUAAGGCUGCGGAGACGGAAGCUGCAUCCUCCGAGGAUUGAGCGGCCAUUUACGCUCGAACGGUUCUGGACGGGAGAGUUUUCCGAGAUUGAUUAAAAUUAGGUUUUACUUUUGAUUCCUAGAUGGAUAUAAAGGGGGGCCGGCCCAUGAGUUUAGGGUUGGACACACUUUUUCUGGGGGUAUAAAGUCCCGAAUUUUGUUCUGUCGAAUAAUCUCUCUCUGUGACUUUCAGACUGAACAUUUGAUUCAGACUUUUCGGGAGAGUUGGAGAUGGACAAGGAAGGGUUCUUGAAGGAGUAUGGGGAAGAUUACGGCUACCCGAACGGACCCAAGUCUAUCGAUGAAAUACGAGCAACCGAGUUCAAGCGAUUGCAAAAUGGUACUGUGUACUUGGACCAUGCUGGAGCAACAUUGUACUCUGAAUUGCAGAUGGAGGCAAUUUUAAAAGACCUCACGUCUAGUGUUUGCGGAAAUCCUCGUAUCCGCUAUAUGCUAUAUCUUUUCAUGUUAUGUUUGGAUAAACUAAAUUUUUGGGACCUUGGUAGUAUGUCGCUCAGUGAACAUUGUUUGAAGGAAGUUUUGAAAACACCCUUUUAAAAUUCAUUGGUGGAAAGGUAGAAGUUUUCAUCUUGGGACUAUUCUCAAUUAUGUGCCAUCAAGUGCUAUCUUAAUUUAAGAUAGACAGCCAAAGCGACUCGAGUUUGGCCACUUCUGACAUUGUUUUAUGUUUUGUUGCCCUGUUACUACAAGGAUAUGCGGAUAUCUUUCUUUUUUGAUGCAGGUACUUGAGUACUUCAAUGCAUCUCCAAGAGACUACAAAUGCAUAUUUACCUCUGGGGCAACAGCGGCACUGAAGCUGGUGGGGGAGGCCUUUCCAUGGGAUCAUAUAAAAGCUGUUUUAUGUACACCAUGGAGAAUCAUAACAGCGUAUUAGGAAUAAGAGAAUAUGCUCUUAGUCAAGGAGCUGCCGCCUUUGCCAUUGAUAUUGAAGAGGAAUUGCAUCAUAGUGGAAUAUGCGACGCACACUCUGUCAAGAUGUCUCAGCACCCGGUGCAAAGGAGGAAGGAUGCUAGAUCUCUUGAAAGAGAUCCAACAGGAAUGGCUCAAGCUACAUUGACACUUUGGGAUUUGCAUCAUUGACUGUAUGGAAUAUGAAGACUUGGAAAGCCAUGACGGUUCUUCCUCUUGGUGAAGAUCCACCAGCAAUUACCUCCCUCUGCUUCAAUCACAAUGGAAAGAUUUUGGCGGCCUCUGCAACUGAUGGAAUGAUCCACAUGUUUGACAUGUCUGCAGGUCUACAAAUUACUGGCUGGCCUGCACAUGAUUCUGCUAUAAGCUCGAUUCUUUUCGGGACUGAUGAAACAAGCAUUUUCAGUUUGGGGUUAGAUGGGAGGGUAUUUGAAUGGAGCUUGCAAAAUCCAGGUCAGGUCCUUUGGUCAAGAGACUGUCGGAGAUUUUUUGACCCCAAGGCCUCAAGAUAUUGUAGACAUGAAAUGGCUUUGGAUGCUCAUGGUAGAAGAUUAUUGGUAACAUCUAGUUCAGUUAAAGCACCAAUAUAUCAGGUUCGAGGGCCCUUGGAGGAAAUGAAAACGCUUGCACAUAAUGCAGCCAUAACAACUGUGGAUUGGCACCCAACAUUGCGUAUUUUCUUGACAGUAUUGCAAAAGGAAAAUAAAACUUGUUAUUCAAUUACCAAAAGAUAUUAAAUGAAAAUACAAUGCAAAUGAUAUUCAUUAUACUAUUACCGUUAUCACGGUGGCACAACCUGUACCCUUCCUAGGGUUCAUUUUGAAUUUCUUGAUUGAUUCAAUCAAGUUACUUGCUAUUGCCCUGGACCAAUUGUAGG